Messenger RNA from Drosophila bipectinata, 2917 nucleotides. It is a transcript of the gene Rm62, whose product is annotated as ATP-dependent RNA helicase Rm62. Gene Ontology annotation, molecular function: RNA binding; RNA helicase activity; ATP binding. The record is from RefSeq and is a predicted model, not a curated record. NCBI's taxonomy places the organism in Eukaryota, Metazoa, Arthropoda, Insecta, Diptera, Drosophilidae. Gene Ontology annotation, cellular component: cytoplasm; ribonucleoprotein complex; nucleus.
GCGCUGCCGGAAAAGAAACGACCGCGUUGGGAUAAAAGUGCAGCAGCUAGGCUAAGCAGCAUGCUAAAAAUUGUGCAAUAUAUUGCUCAGCCAAAAUCGGCUGCCUGCAGCUGGCGGAAUCUGCUAUUGAUUUCUCCGCAGCCGAUUUCACGAUUAGAGAAAUGUGUAACCCAACGUCGCCAUUUUCUUUUCUCCAGCGGUAGCAGCGCUUCUUCUUCAACGCUCUGCAGAGAACAACGCCAACAGUUCCACGGGAGUGUCACCAGGAAUCGGACUAUAUAUCCGCUAUAUCCCAUUUCAGGAGUGUUGACCCAAUCGCAGCGUGCGUUUCAAAACAGUUCUGAUACGAGUCCAGAUUCUCUCCCGACGGCAGAGCAACCAAGAAGAAAAUCGCUUUUCUCAGAUCCAGACGAUAAAGAGGAUUUCAAAAUUGCAGGAAUAAUGGCACCCCACGAUCGCGACUUUGGUCACAACUCGCGAGGAGGACGCGGCGGCGAUCGCAACGAUGACCGACGUGGAGGCGGCGGCGGCGGCGGUGGUGGAGGGGGCAACCGCUUCGGAGGCGGUGGCGGCGGCGGCGGCGACUAUCAUGGAGUGAGGAACGGUCGCAUCGAGAAACGUCGUGAUGACCGCGGAGGUGGCGGACGUUUCGGCGGCGGCGGCGGUGGUGGCGGUGGAGGAUUCGGCGGCGACCGACGAGGUGGCGGAAGCCAGGAUCUUCCAAUGCGUCCGGUGGACUUCUCCAACCUGGCACCGUUCAAGAAGGACUUCUACCAGGAGCACCCCAGCGUGGCAGCCCGUUCGCCUUACGAAGUGCAGAGGUACCGCGACGAGCACGAGAUCACCGUGCGAGGACAGGCGCAGAACCCCAUCCAGGACUUCUCGGAGGUGUAUCUGCCCGACUACGUGAUGAAGGAGAUCCGCCGGCAGGGCUACAAGGCACCGACCCCCAUCCAGGCACAGGGCUGGCCCAUCGCGAUGAGCGGCUCCAACUUUGUGGGCAUCGCCAAGACCGGCUCGGGCAAGACCCUGGGCUACAUUCUGCCGGCCAUCGUCCACAUCAACAACCAGCAGCCUCUGCAGCGUGGCGACGGACCCAUCGCCCUCGUGCUGGCCCCCACUCGGGAGCUGGCCCAGCAGAUCCAGCAGGUGGCCACCGAGUUCGGUUCGUCGUCGUAUGUUAGGAACACCUGCGUCUUCGGCGGUGCCCCCAAGGGCAGCCAGAUGCGGGAUCUGCAGCGCGGCUGCGAGAUUGUCAUCGCCACUCCCGGACGCCUCAUUGAUUUCCUCUCGGCUGGAUCCACCAACCUGAAACGCUGCACCUACCUGGUUCUCGAUGAGGCGGAUCGCAUGUUGGACAUGGGCUUCGAGCCCCAGAUCAGGAAGAUCGUCUCACAGAUCCGGCCCGACAGGCAGACGCUCAUGUGGAGCGCCACAUGGCCCAAGGAAGUGAAGCAGCUGGCCGAGGACUUCCUGGGCAACUACAUCCAGAUCAACAUUGGAUCGCUGGAGCUCUCCGCCAACCACAACAUCCGCCAGGUGGUGGAGGUGUGCGACGAGUUCAGCAAGGAGGAGAAAUUGAAGAGCCUCUUGUCGGACAUCUAUGACACCAGUGAAAAUCCCGGCAAGAUCAUCAUCUUCGUGGAGACCAAGCGCCGCGUGGACAACCUAGUGCGCUUCAUCCGGAGCUUUGGGGUGCGCUGUGGCGCCAUCCAUGGCGACAAGUCGCAAUCCGAGCGCGACUUUGUGCUCCGCGAGUUCCGCUCCGGCAAAUCCAACAUCCUGGUGGCCACCGACGUGGCAGCCAGAGGCCUGGAUGUGGACGGCAUUAAAUAUGUCAUCAACUUUGACUACCCGCAAAACAGCGAGGACUAUAUCCAUCGGAUUGGACGGACAGGACGAUCCAACACCAAGGGCACCUCCUUCGCCUUCUUCACCAAGAACAAUGCCAAGCAGGCCAAGGCGCUGGUCGAUGUGCUCAGAGAGGCUAAUCAGGAAAUCAAUCCUGCCCUGGAGAAUCUGGCCCGCAACUCGCGCUACGACGGUGGCGGCGGACGGUCUCGUUAUGGAGGCGGCGGUGGCGGUCGCUUCGGCGGCGGCGGCUUCAAGAAGGGCAGCCUGAGCAACGGUCGGGGCUUCGGCGGUGGCGGCGGCGGUGGCGAAAACAGGCACUCGCGCUUCGACUAAAAUCGUAGCCAAACAGAGAGCAGUAAUAGAAGCUAUAGAAACAGGAGAUUCAGUAGCUAAACUAAACCGCGCUAGCCCCUAAGUUAAACUAAGUUAUUAGCCUAAGUUUUCGUACCGAACUUUCACCGAACCGCUGCCGGUUGUUCUCAGAUUACGUUUCUGAUUUUUUAAGAACUAAAAACCCCUACCCCCCCUAAGAAAACAUAGCACAUUUAUGUUUAAAUGAUUUUGUAUUAUUCUAUCUAUUUGACGCUGCACCAGGAAGGUCGGCUAUUUCCAACUGAAAAUCAUCAAAAAAACAAACACACUCUUUACUUAACCGCAAAAACAAACAAUUUUUAAAUAUAAUGUGAUAAUUUUAUAAUUUAAUGCAAACCGUAUCACUAACGUAAACGCAAAAAAAAACAAAACAAAAACUAAGAAGAUGUAGCGCGAGAUGUAUGAAAUGGUGUAGUAAAGGAAAAGAAGGAGUAUAAGGAUGUGUAAGGAUCAUUCCCGUCUGUCCCGUCUUGAUGACAAUGAACAAAGGCUGACGAGCGACCUUUGUUUGAUAAAUAAAUAUUUCAAUUAACUUUUGGAAAAUUACAUUUUUGGAUACCUUUUAUGGCUCAAACUGGAAACCGGAAAAAACCCAUUAAAUACAAAAGAACCUCUGUAUGUACAAGAGAAUUUCUCAUUUCAAUUUAAUUUUUCUGAAAAAAUAAUAAAAAUAAAAGUGUUUAUACCUAAA